AUGUUGUAUUUAUUUUUUAAAAUCAUUUUAAUGACUAAAUUGGUACAUAUGUGCACUUGUAACGAGACCAGAACAUAUAGUAGAAAUGAAAAUUUUAUGAAUAAUAUAGAAGAUACGUCACUGGCUGAAGAUGCUUUAUUGGAUACUUUCACAAUCGUCCGCAAGUAUGGUUAUCCCUGCGAAAUACAUAGAGUAUAUACCGAAGAUAAUUAUAUUUUGGAGGUGCAUAGAAUACCCUAUGGCAAAAACAAUGUCAGUAGAGGAGACAGACCAGUUGUGUUAUUACAGCAUGGUCUCUUAUCUUCGUCGGCUGAAUGGGUGAUUAUGACUCCUGGGAAAGGCUUAGCGUACGUGUUAGCAGAAGCCGGUUACGACGUGUGGAUGGGGAAUGCCAGAGGAAAUACGUAUUCAAGAGGUCACAUUUCCCUAAAACCUUCAUCAUCAGCCUUUUGGAAAUUUAGCUGGCAUGAGAUCGGUUUUUACGAUGUACCCGCCAUCAUAGAUUACGUUUUAAAAGAGACUGGAGUUCCCAAAAUACAGUAUGUAGGUUUCUCUCAGGGAACAACAGCUUUUUGGGUAAUGAUGUCUACAAGACCGGAGUAUAACGAGAAAGUAUCAGCAAUGCAAGCGCUUGCACCCGUGGCAUUUGUUGGUAAUAUUAAGAGUCCGCUGGUCAGAGCCCUAGCGCCUUUUACAAAUUCUCUAGAAACAAUUUUGGGUUUAAUCGGAGCAAAUGAAUUACUAGCAAAUGGAGUUAUAAACGAUAUAGCUGGAAAAACCUUAUGCCACGAGAAAGCUAUCACACAGAUUUUAUGCACAAACUUACUGUUUCUCAUGUGUGGAUACGAUGAAAGUCAACUGAACAAAACCAUGCUUCCGAUAAUCCUAGGCCACACACCAGCUGGUGCUUCUACGAGACAAAUGAUUCAUUUUGGCCAACUGUAUAAAUCGAAUAAAUUUGCUAAUUUCGACCACGGGUGGCUUAGAAAUAAAUACAUAUAUGGAACAUUUAAACCUCCAGAAUAUGACUUAAGCGCCAUUAGGACUCCAGUUUUCCUCCAUUAUGGAGAUAACGACUGGCUAUCAGCGCCAGACGAUGUUGACAAAUUAUUCCAUCAAGUUGGUUCCGUGGUAGGGAAAUACAGAGUGCCACACGACAAAUUUAACCAUUUAGAUUUCAUUUUCGCCAUUGACGCUAGAACACUCGUAUAUGAUCGUAUUAUAAAAAUUAUGUCACGUUUUAAUUAA
Danaus chrysippus (African queen) is the source of this 1248-nucleotide messenger RNA. The record is from the annotation of a GenBank genome assembly. Lineage: Eukaryota; Metazoa; Arthropoda; Insecta; Lepidoptera; Nymphalidae.